Molecule: messenger RNA, 553 nt
Organism: Microplitis mediator
Lineage: Eukaryota; Metazoa; Arthropoda; Insecta; Hymenoptera; Braconidae
Exons: 3
Coding region: 5-553 (182 amino acids)
Source: RefSeq, a predicted model, not a curated record
CACAAUGAAGAACAUUAUAAUGAUUUUAAAGACAGUAACUAUUUAUAUUUUUAUUUCAAUUACGAUAGCGCGGUGUAACAAUUUGUCAACUAAUUUUUCGUCACAUGACCAAACAACUGAUAAAAUUAAAACAGCUAAUGAUAUUUUGAUUGAAAAUAUUUUACAAAAAAUAUCAAACGGCACAUUGGAAAAAAAUGACGAUAAUUUAAUAGAAUUAAUAAAAAAAGGAAUUACUGAAGAAGCGAAUAUGUUUAAAAAUAAUAAGAGUAAUUUAAGAGCUUCAUCACAAGCUGGUGCUACAAAAGCACAAAAUUUAGUGGCUGAUGUUACUGCGGCGUAUACGCAAGCGAUUUUUAAAUCAGAGUCACCUGAAAAAGCCCAUGGGGUUUUGCGGCGUUUUCAAAAUACGAUACAGAUGAUCGUUGACUUUACUAAGCAGGGAAAAUAUUCCUUACAAGUAGGGCGGCGUGGACGGGAUGAGCAUGAGGACGAGGAUGAGGAUGAGGAUGAGGAUGACGAGGACAAUACAGAGGGCCAUAAUCUGGCGACGUAG